AUGAUUCUUCCAUGUGAAUUGAAUGAAAAUAGAAAAUUAAGAAAGAGAAAAAAACAAAAUAAUUCUUUGACUUGUAUUGUUUGUGGAUCAUCAGCAAAUGGAUAUAAUUUUGGUGCAAUUGUUUGUGAAAGUUGUAAAGCUUUCUUUCGUCGUCAUGCAAGAAAAAAAUCGAAUUCUUUUCAAUGUUCUCGUGAAAAGAAUUGUUCAAUAACAAUUGAAACACGUCGUGAUUGUCCUGCUUGUCGUUUAUCAAAAUGUUUUAAUAAAGGAAUGAAAUGUGAUCGACUUUCAACAAUCGAAGAAAAACAAAUAAAACGUAAUCAAUUGGAAGAAAAUCGAUUAUUAACAUUAAAUUCCCGAAAUCCAGUUCAAUUAUUUCAAUCAAUCAAUACAAAUAAUUUUUUCAUAAAUUUAUUUCAUUUUCAAUUUAAUCAAUCUGAACAAAUAUUACUUAAUUCAGAAGAUAUUCAACGUAUAGAACAAAUUUCAUUUUUUUAUCAAAAUCGUAUUGAAGAUGCUAAUCGUGAAGGUUUACCAUGGAAUCCAUCAAUUGACACAAAAAGUCAUCUAGAUGUUCUUAAUAGUUAUUCCGUAUCAAUAAUGAGACUUUUAUCAUUUUUUAAACAAAUUCCUGAAUUUAAUCAAUUAAAUGUUGAUGAUAAAGUUUAUUUAAUAAAAUAUAAUAUAAUAACAAUUCUUGGAAUUAAUUAUUCUCUUUCAUUUAAUAUUGAAAGAAAAGAAAUUCUUGAAAAUAAUAAUGAUUUACCAAUGAAUAUUCAAUAUUUUCAAGUAUUACAUGGAUAUGAUUUAUCAAAAAGAUCUUAUAAAAUCUUUCAAUCAUUUAUAAAUAUUGCAAAAUAUGAUGAAAAAAUCUUUGAAUUAAUUCUUAUAAUAAUUCUUUUAACAAAAUUUAAUUUAAUAACAAAUGAAAAUAAUCAAAUUUAUUUUCAUAAUGAUUUAUUAAUUUAUCAUUUACAAAAAUCUUUUAUUGAUUUAUUAUGGAAAUAUAUGCAAAGUAAAUAUGGAUUUCAAAAAUCUUUUCAAUUAUUUACUCAAUUUAUUUUCAAUUUUCUUUCUUGGCAAAUUAUUCAAGAAAAUAUGAGAUUAAAUAUUCUUCAGACAUUAUCUCCUGAUGAUAUUAAUCAUUUAUUACCAAUUAUGAAAUCUGUUUUAAGAAUUUCUUAA
This is a messenger RNA of Adineta ricciae, 1185 nucleotides long. The record is from the annotation of a GenBank genome assembly. NCBI's taxonomy places the organism in Eukaryota, Metazoa, Rotifera, Eurotatoria, Adinetida, Adinetidae.